AUGCUGAUACAUUGGUUACUAGGUGUUGUGGGUAUCCUAGCCGGAGUACACACCGCCGUUGCUGCGGUGCAUCCGGCGCAAGAAAGGUGGUCUCAGUUGGCCGGUGGCCUCGAUGACGAAGCUGUAAAGUUGGCUUCAGCACAAGAGCUACGCUACCGACUGCCAACUUAUAUCGUGCCGACGCAUUACAAGCUGUACGUGGAAACGCAGGUCCACACCGGAAACCGAUCGUACAGUGGCAGUGUGGACAUCCAUUUGGACAUCCAGAGGCAAACGUCUACCAUCUACGUGCACAACCGCGGGCUGCGCAUUACGGCCAAUGAGCUGUACUUUUCCGACGAGGCCGCUAACAUUACUUUUCUCGAAACGCUGCGCUACACCGAAGAUAGCGAGCGAGAGUUUACGAUUUUCUCGAUACGCCGCGCACUUGCUCCGGCCGAGUACAUCUUGCGCUUAGAUUUUGAAGGUCAGCUGCGCACCGAUGAGGAUGGGUUCUACAUUAGCUCGUAUCGGGACGAGAACGGGGCGCGAAGGUAUCUCGCGUCGACCCAGUUCCAGGCGAUCAGUGCUCGCUCGGCCUUCCCGUGUCUGGAUGAGCCUGCCCUGAAGACGACGUUCAGUGUGGAAAUCAAACAUCAUCCGAGCUAUCAGGCUGUAGCUAAUAUGCCAAUAUCGGCCAUCGCUGGAGAUCUGGACGGUAACGUGGUUACGGUGUUCGAAACAACGCCACCGAUGUCGGUCUACCUGCUGGCGUUCAUGGUGUCCGAUUUCUUGUACACCGAGAACGCAGAGGCGGCCCAGCGCGUUUACGCUCGACCGAACGCAAUCAACCAAACGCAAUACGCACUGGAAGCUGGAGUUCGCAUAUUGAGCGUGUUCGAUGAGUAUCUGGGCCUGCCGUACAGCACCUUCAUGCCCAAGGUGGAUCAGACAGCCCUCACCCAAUUUUCCGCGGGCGCCAUGGAAAACUGGGGAUUGUGCAAAUAUCGUGAGGAGUACCUCCUGUACGAGCCGGGCGUUACGACCUAUCGGACGCAAACAGCGAUCACCACCGUCAUAGCGCACGAGUACGCGCACCAAUGGUUUGGGAACGUGGUCACCAACAAGUGGUGGAGUUAUCUGUGGCUUAACGAAGGUUUUGCCACGCUGUACGAGUACAUGGCGGCCGAUAUGGCUUAUCCGGAGCGCCAAUAUCGUGACUUGUUCAACGUGCAAGUACUGCAGCGCGUUCUCAUCACAGACGCCGAUGAAAGCACGCGCCCCAUGACGUUUAGCCGCGGCGCAACCUUCUACACCAUCGGUAGCCUGUUCGAUAAUGUCGCCUACUCGAAGGGCGGCUCGGUACUUCAGAUGUUCGGCCAGGUUCUGUCGGCAUCGGUCUGGCAGCAGGUGAUAAGGCUGUACGUGGAACGGAACGCGUUGGGAGCGGUUGGGACGGAAGAAUUCAUCGAGGCAAUGCAGGAAGUGGUCAACGGUGCAGACGUGCUGCCCGACCAUAUCGACGUGGAGAGCUUUGUCACGAGCUGGGUCGAUCAGCCUGGCUAUCCCGUGCUUGAGCUUCGACGCUCGUACUGGGGAGAAAUCAUACUGACGCAGGAUCGAUUCUACGCCAACCGAAUAGUGAACGACGACACCACCCUUUGGAUGAUCCCGUACACGAUCCUGGAGCAGGGUGACUCGCUAGAAGCACCGCUCGAGUGGCACUGGAUGACCACGAAGGCUAUUCGCGUACCCAGCGGCACGCCGGACAACGAGUGGGUGUUGGCCAACGUUAACCAGGCCGGAUUCUAUCGGGUGAACUACGAUGCCACGAACUGGUACAUGCUGAUCCGUGCGCUGACCGAGGAAACCACCUCCAUUCCGAUGCACAGUCGAGCGCAGCUCGUCGACGAUGCCUUCCAUUUGGCGCGAUCGAACCGAUUGGAUCUCGAGAUUGCCCUCGAUCUGAUGACGUACCUGCGUCACGAACGGGAAUAUCCACCAUGGGAAGCAGCGAACCGCGCCCUCAACUACUUCUACAAUCGUAUGCGUGGUCGGUCGGAUUACGUUCGCUAUCAGCUCUUCGUGGACACGCUGAUUAGUGAUGUGCUGCUAACGCUCAGCGUCUCCACGGUGGCACCGGACGAGAGGUUGCUGGACAAGUACCUCAGGCAGGUGAUAUCCAGCUGGGCAUGCCGGAUGGAGAUAGAAACCUGUCUCACGGACACCCGCCUCGCGCUGGAACGGGAAGUGGAAGGUGAGGAACCCGUCCACCCGGAUGUGUCGGAAGUGGUGUACUGCUAUGGGCUGCGUACGGCCACCUCGGAUGCCUUCCAGUACCUGUUCGCAAAGCUGCAGAGUUCGGACAACCGGGGCGAACGAUCGAAGCUGAUCAAUGCGCUGGGCUGCGCCACCGACGCGGAACAACUGCAGGCCUACCUGCUGAUUGCGAUUGGUGGGGAAUUGCAGGUGGAUUUCGACGCGGAGGAGCGAUACUACAUUCUAUCGUCCGUUCUGGUGAGCCACGCUGGAGCCCAAGCAUUGAUGAACUUCCUGAGCGCGAACUACGCGUACGUUGUGGACACGCUUGGAGCGGGCACAUUGAACAGCCUGGUACAGUCCAUCGCUGCUCAGACAAAUACGCUGGCGGAGGAACAGAUGCUUAACGGGUUGCUGUUGCAGCUGCAAACGACGCUUCCGGACGGUGCAAUAGAGACCGCACAGGCUACGGUGGCCAGAAACCUAGCGUGGCCUUCCACCCGUGAAGGUGUUUUGCUGAGCUACUUCCUGGAACGUCACUCUUUUCAGCCGGCCUAA
Messenger RNA from Anopheles moucheti, 2796 nucleotides. RefSeq names its product aminopeptidase N-like. Bases 1 to 2796 code for a protein of 931 amino acids. NCBI's taxonomy places the organism in Eukaryota, Metazoa, Arthropoda, Insecta, Diptera, Culicidae. Gene Ontology annotation, molecular function: metalloaminopeptidase activity; peptide binding; zinc ion binding. Gene Ontology annotation, cellular component: cytoplasm. The record is from RefSeq and is a predicted model, not a curated record. The transcript has 4 exons. Gene Ontology annotation, biological process: proteolysis; peptide catabolic process.